CAGAAAACACACCAGCAAUACGCACCACAAGAUGAGCACGGCCAUGGCACCACUCCUGUUCGCAGUGCUCGUGUUGCCGUUUGCAGCACCUGCCGCGGUGACGAUGGCUAGAAGAAACUGCUCCAGCUACUGUGGUUAUCCGUCGAACCCGCCGCCGCCUUAUCCGUUUGGAGUAGGGCCUUCGUGCUCCAUGCCUGGUUUCAAUCUCACCUGUGAUGCAGAUAACGGCACUUACCUCCUGCUGGGCAGCCCAACCAUGAAGGUGUCUUUUUAUUCCAACGAAUUCAACCACAACCUCCGCACCAGUAUCUCGUACUUCGUGGAGAUGAUUGCCGGCGUCCGCGACUACUCCCUCCACUGGGAAGCUCCUGCCAGGCCCUUCGUCAUAUCUGGGUCGUCAGACAUGUCGUUGUUUGUUGUUGGCUGUGGUGUGAAGGCCUCGCUGUUCAUUGGCAACUCGGCCGUUGAGGUCGGGAGCUGCUUCGCCGUCUGCGCGGAAGCUCGAAUCUUGGAGAAGGUACUCGCGGGUACUUGCAGUGGCCUCGGAUGCUGUCUCAUUGACAUACAAGUGAACCUAAGGGCGUUCACCCUCAACAUCUCGCGUAUCAGCGAUUCGGCGCGCUCGGAAGGAGUGCACGCCUUCAUCAGCGGAGAUAAGAACCGAUUAUUCAGUCCGAUUGAAGCCUUAAGAUCUAUACUGCCAGUGCCAGUGCCAGACGAAUACGAGUAUUCCACUGUGAAUACUGUACUGGAUUGGUCUAUUCCCUACCAGCCGAACUGUAAGCGCGCCAUGCAGAACAAGGGCAGCUAUGCAUGCGUUAGUAAGGGCAGUGAGUGUCACGACUCGCCAAUCGGUGGAUACCUUUGCUAUUGCCAGCGUGGAGAGGGCAACGCGUACGUCGACGGCGGCUGCGACAACCCGCCAGGUUAUGAGUCCAUCCGGUCGAGAACAGAUUGUCCCACAUCGUGCGCUAACGUGAGCACCCCGUUUCCCUUUGGAACAGAGCUAGGAUGCUUUGCAAAACCCCACAUGUACCUCAAAUGUAAUCCAACGAGCUAUCUUCCUGUCCUUCAGUUGACCGAUCGAACGAUCAUCAGUGACAUAUCAAUAGAUGAUGGUAUCUUUCACGUUCAUGAGACAUCCAAGGAGCCAGACGACUUCCCAGAUAGUUCAGACCCUGUGCUCUAUGCCUUAUCAGAACAACGAGGUGUGGUGACGUGGGCUAUCGAUAGUAUGACAUGCAAGAACGCAAAGCUGGACAAAAGCGACUAUAGAUGCUUCACCGCCCAUAGUGACUGCAUUGAUGUUACUGAAGACAGAACGACGAAACAUGUUGGUUACCGGUGCAAGUGCUCUUCGGGUUUUGAAGGGAAUCCUUAUGUCCAAGAUGGAUGCAGAGGUCAAUGCUCAAGAUACAGCUGAGGAGAAGCUCUCCAUCAAACACAAGAAAACCAAGGUAGCAACAAAGUAAAGGAAGGAAGCAACAAAGCCAAGGAAGGGCCCACUAGAGCAAAGAGCCUCAACUAGAAUUAGCACUUAUCUAUCUAUCAACAUGUAUGAUAUGUACUAGAUAUUUGGUACCACGGAGAAUUAUGUAUCUUUUGUGUAUGACUGGGCA
Triticum dicoccoides is the source of this 1619-nucleotide messenger RNA. Its product is annotated as wall-associated receptor kinase 2-like. Bases 32 to 1423 code for a protein of 463 amino acids. Lineage: Eukaryota; Viridiplantae; Streptophyta; Magnoliopsida; Poales; Poaceae. The transcript has 3 exons. Gene Ontology annotation, molecular function: polysaccharide binding. The record is from RefSeq and is a predicted model, not a curated record.